Messenger RNA from Spinacia oleracea (spinach), 5237 nucleotides. RefSeq names its product chromatin-remodeling ATPase INO80. The transcript is spliced from 23 exons. Lineage: Eukaryota; Viridiplantae; Streptophyta; Magnoliopsida; Caryophyllales; Amaranthaceae. Gene Ontology annotation, molecular function: ATP hydrolysis activity; histone binding; ATP binding. The coding region runs from base 336 to 4874 and encodes 1512 amino acids. Gene Ontology annotation, cellular component: Ino80 complex. The record is from RefSeq and is a predicted model, not a curated record. Gene Ontology annotation, biological process: chromatin remodeling; DNA repair.
AAGAGAACCAAAAAACCAAAAGAAAAGAAGCUCCACGGCGCACGUUAACGACUAUGUCACUGAUGAUGCGCAUGUUAGUAGACUGCGAGGGAAGAUGCUUUCCUCAUCCACCGUCUCCCUCCAACCCUUCCACUUUCUCUCUCCUUCCCUUCCUUAUCCUGCGCCAACACCACACAGAAGAACAGGAGAACCUAAAUUACACUUUCUCUCUCUUCUUCUCGUACUUCUAGGGUUUUCUGCAAUUACAGGUUUUCCCCCUAAUUUUCUCUCUCUCGGCGGUUCAAUGAUUGUUCUUAGUGCUUCAGUUAUCUCGAUAUUGUUCUAAAGCUUGCAGUAUGGACCUAAAUUCGCCGUUAUCCUUUGCCAAUCUCUUCAACCUCGAGCCUCUGGUGAAUUUUCGAGUGCCGCACCCGGAUGAUGAUUCUGAUUACUACGGGAGUAGCAGUCUGGAUGAAAGCAGAGGUAGCCAAGGGGGAGUGAUAGGUGGCCAUAGUAAUGGAAUCAUGUCUGAGAGGGAAGGCAAGAAAAGGAAGAGGAUUAGGAGCAGUGAUGAUGAAUUAGAAAAUGGCUACUAUAAGACUCCCUUUACGGAGGAGCGCUAUCGAUCUAUGCUUGGUGAACAUCUUCAGAAGUUUAAGAGGAGGAUCAAAGAUUCUUCGCUGAGUCCAGCACCUACACGGAUCCCUACUCCUAUUCCUAAAAGUAGCGCAACUGGGCAUGUGGCUCUCAAAAGUCGGAAAUUUGUAAAUGAGCAUCGAGGUGGAUUGCGUGAGGUUGAGAAAGCUCCAGACUAUUUGACUCGCUUUGUUCCCCAAAAUUUGGGAAACCAUUAUGAUGCAGGCUAUGCACUUAAAUAUGCCAAUGACAGAAUGACUCAAGAAUCUGUAUAUUUGGACAUUGGGGAGGGUAUCACUUACCAAAUUCCGCCAACUUAUGAGAAGAUGUCUGCAACUCUGAACUUGCCAAGCUUUUCAGAUAUUAGAGUGGAGGAGUUCUAUUUAAAGAGUACCCUGGAUUUGGGUUCCUUAGCUGAAAUGAUGACUGCUGAUAGGAGGUUUGGACCCAGAGGUAGAACCGGCAUGGGGGAUGCACUGCCCCAAUAUGAGUCACUUCAAGCAAAACUGAAGUCUCUUGCUUCUAGUGAUCCGGUUCAGAUGUUCAAUUUGAAAGUGACAGAGGAAGGGUUGAACUCAAUUCCUGAAGGGGCAGCAGGUAGGAUACAAAGGUCAAUAUUGUCAGAGGGUGGUCAACUGCAAGUUCACUAUGUGAAGGUGCUGGAGAAAGGAGACACAUAUGAGAUUAUUGAAAGGAGUUUACCGAAAACGCAAAAAGCAAAGAAAGAUCCUUCUGCUAUUGAAAGGGAGGAAAGAGACAAAAUUGGAAAAGUUUGGGUCAAUAUUGCUCGAAGAGAUCUGCCAAAACAUCAUCGAAUUUUCACUAACAACCACCGCAAACAAAUUAUGGAAUCAAAGAGGCUAGCAGAAACCUGUCAAAGAGAAGUGAAAUUGAAGGUGGGUAGAUCACACAGAUUGAUAAGGGGUCCUGCAAAUAGAACAAGGAAACUGGCCAGAGAAAUGGUGGUGUACUGGAAAAGAUUGGAAAAAGAGAUGGCAGAAGUUAGAAAGAGAGAAGAGAAAGAAGCUGCAGAAGCUUUGAAGCGCGAACGUGAGCUUGAAGAAGCAAGAAGACAGAAGAAGAGACUCGAUUUUCUUUUGUCACAAACAGAACUUUACAGUCAUUUCAUGCAAAAUAAAUCAGCUGUACGCCCUUCUGAGGCAAUUCCUGGCGAUGAAAAGAUAAACAGCGAAGGAAUUGAGGAUGAAAAGGCUGAAGAAGAAGAAGAUCCGGAGGAUGCUGAAUUAAAGAAAGAAGCCCUAAGGGCUGCUCAAGAUGCUGUCUCUAAGCAGAAAAAAUUGACUAGUGCCUUUGAUGACGAAUGCAUGAAGUUGCGGCAAUCAGCUGAUGAUGAAGUUCUGGGUGAAGAUGCCUCAGCCACUGGACCUACCAAUAUUGAUCUACUUCAUCCAUCAACUAUGCCAGUUACUUCAACAGUACAGACACCAGAAUUAUUUAAAGGUACCCUGAAAGAAUAUCAGCUGAAAGGCCUCCAAUGGCUUGUUAAUUGCUAUGAACAGGGUCUAAAUGGUAUUCUCGCGGACGAGAUGGGACUGGGAAAGACUAUACAGGCAAUGGCCUUCUUGGCUCAUUUGGCCGAGGAUAAAAAUAUAUGGGGCCCAUUUCUGGUUGUUGCUCCAGCGUCAGUCUUGAAUAACUGGGCUGAUGAAAUUAGUAAAUUUUGCCCUGAUUUGAAAACUCUCCCAUACUGGGGUGGACUUCAAGAACGACAAGUUCUCAGGAAAAAUAUUAACCCUAAAAGACUUUAUCGUAGGGAUGCUGGAUUUCAUAUACUUAUCACAAGCUACCAAUUAUUGGUUACUGACGAGAAAUACUUGAAGCGUGUCAGAUGGCAGUACAUGGUACUAGAUGAGGCUCAGGCAAUUAAGAGUGCAAGCAGCAUAAGAUGGAAGACUCUACUUACUUUUAACUGUCGAAAUCGUUUACUUCUGACGGGUACGCCUAUUCAGAAUAACAUGGCAGAGUUAUGGGCUCUUCUACAUUUCAUCAUGCCCACCCUGUUUGACAGCCAUGAGCAAUUUAAUGAGUGGUUUUCCAAAGGGAUAGAGAGUCAUGCAGAGCAUGGGGGCACCUUGAAUGAACAUCAGUUAAAUAGACUGCAUGCAGUGCUAAAACCUUUCAUGUUGCGCCGGGUCAAGAAAGAUGUGGUUACUGAGUUGACCGGAAAGACAGAGAUAGCUGUGCAUUGCAAAUUGAGUUCCCGACAACAUGCCUUUUAUCAAGCUAUAAAGAAUAAGAUAUCGCUGGCUGAGUUGAUUGAUAAUACUCGUGGGCAUCUUAAUGAAAAGAAAAUUCUUAAUUUGAUGAAUAUUGUUAUCCAAUUAAGGAAGGUCUGCAAUCAUCCGGAAUUGUUUGAAAGGAAUGAGGGUAGCUCGUACCUCCACUUUGGAGACAUCUCAAAUUCUCUUCUGCCUUCUCCUUUUGGGGAACUGGAUGGUGUAGCAUAUACUGGUGGUCGAAAUCCUAUAACGUACCAGAUACCUAAAUUAAUCUAUGAAGAUAUAUUUCGUGGUUCUGGGACACUUUCUUCUACUGUUGGACGUGGGAUUAGUAGAGGAUCUUUUGAGAAAUACUUCAACAUAUUUACUCCAGAUGUUAUUUAUCGAUCCAUAAUACCCCAAGAAAGUACCACUGAUGCAUCAUCUGCUGGGUGUGGAACAUUUUCCUUUACCCAUCUAAUCGACUUAUCACCUUCGGAGGUUACAUUCUUGGCCAAUAGCUCUCUUUUGGAGAGACUGAUGUUUUCUGUGAAGACACAAAAUAGGCAGUACUUGGAUGAUAUUGUAAACUUGGUGAUGGAGGUCGAAGAUGGCGAUCCUCAAAUUGAAAGAGGAAAAGUCAGAGCUGUCACUAGAAUGUUGUUAACACCCAGUAAAUCAGGCAGUGAGAUUUUGAGAAGAAAAUCCGCUACUGGUCCUAAACAUUCCCCUUUUGAGGAACUGGUGGUUUCCCACGAGGAUAGACUCUUGUCAAACAUCGCACUUCUUCAUUCAGCGUAUACGUUCAUCCCACGGAGUAGAGCUCCACCGAUUUGCGCUCACUGUCCGAAUAGAAACUUCUCUUAUCAAAUGCUCGAUGAACUACAUAACCCCUGGGUCAAGAGACUUUUCGUUGGUUUCGCUCGUACAUCUGAUUUUAGUGGACCUAGAAAGCCAGAUGGGCCACCUCAUCAAUUAAUUCAAGAGAUAGAUUCUGAACUACCUGUUACACAACCAGCUCUUCAGCUGACGUACAAGAUAUUUGGUUCAUGCCCACCCUUGCAAAGUUUUGACCCAUCAAAGUUGCUUACUGAUUCUGGGAAGCUACAGACACUUGAUAUAUUGUUGAAGCGCUUAAGAGCAGGGAAUCACCGUGUUCUUUUGUUUGCACAAAUGACGAAAAUGCUAAAUAUUCUUGAGGACUAUAUGAAUUAUCGAAAAUACAAGUAUCUUAGACUUGAUGGAUCAUCGACCAUCAUGGACCGACGGGACAUGGUUCGAGAUUUCCAACACAGGAAUGAUAUUUUUGUAUUCCUGCUAAGUACAAGGGCAGGUGGUCUUGGUAUCAAUCUAACAGCUGCAGAUACUGUGAUAUUUUAUGAAAGUGACUGGAAUCCAACCCUGGAUUUGCAGGCAAUGGAUAGAGCUCAUCGUUUGGGUCAGACUAAAGAUGUUACUGUCUACCGUUUGAUUUGCAAAGAGACUGUUGAGGAGAAGAUUUUACAAAGAGCAAAUCAAAAAAGUACUGUUCAGCAGCUUGUAAUGACUGGGGGCCAUGUACAAGGUGAUUUAUUGGCGCCGGAAGAUGUUGUCUCAUUACUCAUUGAUGACGCCCAAUUGGAACAGAAAUUGAAAGAAAAUCCUAUACAGGUUAAAGAUAAACAAAAGAAAAAGCGAGUAAAUAAAGGUAUACGGAUAGAUGCAGAAGGAGAUGCGACUUUGGAAGAUCUUGACAAGGUUGCAAAUGAAGCUGCCGAUAUUGAGCCCUCUCCAGAUCCGGAAAAGCCGAAGUCUAACAAUAAAAAAAGAAAAACCGGUGAUAAACAAGGGCAAUCAAGGAAGAAGGCUGCAAAAGCCACGGACACAGAGAUGAUUGAUGCUGGUUUAAUGACGGGGAAUGAGUUUGAUGACUUAGUUAACAACCCUGGCCAACAGCAAAGACCAAAGAGGCCAAAGAGAGAAAGACCGACCAAGAGUGUGAAUGAAAACAUUGAACCUGCUUUUACCGCUGUUUCUUUUGUGGUCCCGCAGCAGCCUUAGGCUCAAAUCUUACCUGCUAUAGACCAGAGUGGUUUGUAGUCUGAUAUUCCCCAGUAUUAGGAAAAUAGGAAUCAUCACUCCAUUUUGUCAGCUUUUGUUUUACCAAGCUGGGUCUCUUGCUUUCCUUUUUGCUGAUCCCUACGUUGGAUUCGGGAAGCAAGCAUGCCGUGUUGUAAGUGUUGUACAGGCUCCUUCAAUUACUGAUGCCAUUUUCAACUGCCAAUUAUAGUUGUAGCGACCAGUGAAUAAGUGUAUAUAAGAAACAUUAGUGAUCAAUUCCAGAAGAAAUACAAGCAGAGUAUUAUCUUUUGCUGUAUAUAAAAUUCAUUUACAUAGUAGAUAAUUUUAUCAGCUGGUUUACAA